AUGAGCAGCAGCGCCCAGUGGGACAGCAAACAGGACAAGAAGCUCCUGAAACCCUUGAUGGAGAAGCGGCGCCGGGACCGUAUGAACCGGAGCCUGGAGCGACUCCGGCUCCUCCUAUUAGAAGCCACCCAGGACGAGAGACUUAAAAACCCCAAAGUUGAAAAGGCCGAAAUUUUACAAAAAACAGUUCACUUUGUGAGGACCCAGCCUCCUGCAGGUAUCCCCUUCGGCGCGGCCGGCUACUCCUCUUCCUUGGCUCUAGCCCGGGGGGGCCCGUUGGCCAACCCAAGUUGGGCCCGGACCAGAUACGACUACGAGCCGGCGAGGCGAGACGACACCUUUUUGCAGAGGUACCACAGCGGCUAUCGGGAAUGCCUGAGCCAGGCCACGCACUUCCUCCGCUCCAGCCCGGGCAUCUGCGCGGGCAAGAAGGCCUACCUGAUGGAGCGCAUCUGCCACUGCAUGGAAAAAAUCACCGCCCGGGAGCUGCCGACGGGCAGCCCCUUCUCCAACCCGGCCUACGCCCGCGACACCUUGGCCAGCUGCAGCCCGCCGCUCGGGGACGCCGCCUGCGUCCUGCACCCUGCUCCGGCCUUCCCCGCCGGCCACAGACUGCAGACCCUCGCGGCCGGCCGGCCCCAGCUGGGGAACUCCAGCAAAGGCGCUCGGGACAAGCUGAAUGGCUCACAGAACUCUGCUGGCCAGCCCCAGGAGCUCAACGUCUGGAGACCAUGGCCAUAG
Molecule: messenger RNA, 741 nt
Organism: Emys orbicularis (European pond turtle)
Lineage: Eukaryota; Metazoa; Chordata; Testudines; Emydidae
Gene: HES7
Product: hes family bHLH transcription factor 7
Exons: 4
Coding region: 1-741 (246 amino acids)
Biological process (GO): anterior/posterior pattern specification; regulation of neurogenesis; regulation of transcription by RNA polymerase II
Cellular component (GO): nucleus
Molecular function (GO): DNA-binding transcription factor activity, RNA polymerase II-specific; RNA polymerase II cis-regulatory region sequence-specific DNA binding; protein dimerization activity
Source: RefSeq, a predicted model, not a curated record